Molecule: messenger RNA, 1186 nt
Organism: Trifolium pratense (red clover)
Lineage: Eukaryota; Viridiplantae; Streptophyta; Magnoliopsida; Fabales; Fabaceae
Exons: 9
Coding region: 30-860 (276 amino acids)
Source: RefSeq, a predicted model, not a curated record
GAGGUAGCAGCAGAAGGAUCGCAUUCACAAUGGUUCCUUCAAUUACCAUAUUCUCUUCUCUCUUUAUUCUUCUUCUUCUCCACACUUCGCUUCCAGUUUCAGCUCAAUCAAUCGAUCACUUCACUUCUCAGAUCAACCAAAUCAACCAAAAAAUUGCUCACUUAGAAUCGGUUCUUGAAGAAACCACUAAAAAGCUAACAGAAAGGGAUUUGUAUCUGGAAGAAUGCGAAAAGCGAAUGAAUCACAUGUCUGAAACAAUGCAUCAUCUAAACUCAACUCUCUCUUCAAUCAAGGAUGAUUCAUUGCAUGCCGAGACACGAAUUAAAGCUCUGGAAGAAGAGGUACAACUUCUUUGGUCUACAUUGAGAAGGAACAACUAUGAUCUCCAUAUUUUAAAAUCUAAAGCGGAAGAUAAUGAACAGAGACUGGAAGAGGUUACUUCAAGAGUUGAAAAGAUGGGUGCCAUUGUGACUGAACAGUGGAUUCAAGUUCAGCAUCUUGAGCAGGCUCUUCACAUGGCCAAAUUGAGGACUCUAAAGGCUCGAUGGCAACUGAGCUUAACAAGAUGCACAUUCUUGAAGUUUAUCAACAACCUCUAUGAUGAUCUUCGGUCACUGGAAUCGUUUGUAUUUGGUGAAAAGCCUAUAGUAGGGUCAUUCAUCUCAAAGGCUAUGGACCACUUCAAGAGAUGCUAUUCAAUGAUUAAAAAGUAUCACCAUCAGCUUCAAGGUUUCAUAAAAGAUAUGAUGAAGAGAAAUGAAUUGACUGCUAUUCUUGUAAACGAUGAAUUAGUUUUCAUCCUGGCAUCUGCUUUAGUUACCUUUCCAUUAAUGAGUGCCUGGAUGAUGCUUUUAUCAUAAACCAUAGUUGCUGGGCAGGCGAGAUUUUUUUUUCUCCGACAGGAAAUUGUCUUCAUACUGUUUAUAUAGUGACUGGCGUCUGCAACUCUCUUUCAAUACUAAUGCUCGAAGAACAUUUGAUAAUUUUCUCACUUCUCAGUGAUGGUGGACAAAUAUAGUUUUGAUCUUGUAUGGUAGCAAUAGCCGAGAAUAUUUCUUAGUGUUAUAAUUUUGAAGAAUUUGGAUGUCAUAUUGUCAUGGAUUCAAACUUCUACCUGUAUAUAACUUGCCUGAAAGAUCCUAAAUAACAUGCUACUACUAGUCCUUGGCACUAACUUGUGUUAUAA